This is a messenger RNA of Penaeus chinensis, 5616 nucleotides long. Its product is annotated as syntaxin-7-like. Gene Ontology annotation, cellular component: synaptic vesicle; membrane; endomembrane system. Gene Ontology annotation, biological process: vesicle-mediated transport; intracellular protein transport; vesicle fusion. The transcript has 9 exons. Lineage: Eukaryota; Metazoa; Arthropoda; Malacostraca; Decapoda; Penaeidae. The coding region runs from base 186 to 998 and encodes 270 amino acids. Gene Ontology annotation, molecular function: SNARE binding; SNAP receptor activity. The record is from RefSeq and is a predicted model, not a curated record.
UAACUCGUGACUCGGGAGGGCUGGCGAGGACCCGCGGACGGAAGUGUAAGCGCGGGGAUCGGGGAAAGCGUCUUGGAUUCGAGCCGAAGGAGAGCUGCGAGGGUUGUGAGUGAGGGCUGUGCUAAAGGUGUUGAUGUAGAAUAAAAAGGCCAUUCAUAUAACUGGGAUUGGACAGUAAAGGAAAUAUGGACGGCAUGUCGUCAUACCAGAGCAGUGGAGGCCGCAGUCAAGAGCUACAGAAAUAUUCACACAGUAUCGGUACAAAUAUCCAGAAAAUCUCUCAAAAUGUCAAGUCCAUGCAGCAGUUGGUCAACCAGCUUGGCACAGACCAGGACAACCAGCAGCUCCGAGCACAGCUGCAUCAGGUUCAACACUACACAGGAGGCUUGGCCAAAGACACGACAGUAGAAUUACGGCAGUUCCAGUCGCUCUCGGUGCCACAUGGCCAGGAUGCUCGAACGUGGCGCAUGCAAGCUGAGCGUCUAACACGAGAAUUCACACAGGCACUGAAUGAUUUCCAAGCAGCCCAGCGGCAAGCAGCAGCCAAAGAGAAAGAAGCACUGAAGAAGGCACGAGCAGAUUCAGAUGCCCAUUUCUUUGAGGACCCCAGCCAUGGCGCAGCUCUCUUGGACCUCGGAGACACACACAACAAAGGCUCAUCACAACAGAGUCAGGUGCAAAUACAGAUGGAGCAAGAACAGGAACUCAGGGCUCUGCAGGAACGCGAGGGACAGAUUCGUCAGCUGGAGUCGGACAUCAUGGACGUUAACCAGAUCUUCAAGGACCUGGCCACAAUGGUUCAUGAGCAGGGAGAGGUCAUCGACUCCAUCGAGGCCAAUGUGGAAUCAGCGCAGGUCCAUGUCUCGCAAGGGGCGGGACAGCUCCAGCAGGCACGGCAAUACCAGAACAAAUCACGUAGAAAGAAGAUUUGCAUCAUUGCUAUUGUUAUAGUGGUAUUGGCCAUUGUUUUUGGACUCAUUGCCUGGUCUGCAUCUUAAAGGACAAGUCCAGAAGGAAGGUGGUCCUCCUCACGCUAGUUUGCAUCAUGAUUGCCCUCGUCAUCGGUCUCAUAAUCUGGGCCAGCAACUAGAGCAGAAAGUUGAUGCAGAGGAGGCACCCUUGGGGUGACAUGAGGGCCGCAUGGGAAAGAGAUGUUCCUCAUCCUGAAGCAGCGAGCAUUGACUCCCUGAGUUCGGCGAUGAUAUUGCUAAUGGGUUCAUCACUAAUGUAGUUAUUAAAAGAGAAGUGGCCUUGUUGAGAGGAUUAGUCACAAUGUGUUAAGCACCUCCACCACAUCCUCAAUGUUUUAUCUGAUAGAGGGACAUAUUUAACUUCAUCUCUGCUGUGGAUAUAUUAAAAUGUAGCUGCUUUUUGGGCUGGAAAUUUAAAUACAUACUGUUCUGAUAUUUUGUACAUGUUGCCAAAGAAGAAUUACUGCUUUUCCUUUUUUUAAAAAACAUUUUUAGAUGCGUUAACCAAGUCAGGAUUGGGUAAUGGCAUUUCCAUCAUUGUUGUAUCUGGAAAUUAUAGAAAUGUACAAUGUCAUUGCAUUGUAAAGCAGUCAGUAAAUUGUGUAGGGAGGGUAGGGAAGCUGGAGUUAUUUAUGUUGGAAGAACAUUGGUGUUGAUGACUUUAAUUCAUCCAACUGUCAAGAAUGCAGCAGUAAGAUGUGACAGUAUAUUAGAGGAAGAAAUAAUGCAUUAUGCCGAAAGCUGUUAUUUGAUUGGAUGUGAACCAGUUGAGGAAUUACUUGGGAUCUUGUGUUAUUCAGAUGAAAUUGAAUUUCAGAGAUUGGUCACUUGAUUAGUACAGUUGUCAUGUAUUUCAUACCAUAGUCUUUUGUAAUUGUUAUCAUCAUUACAGAAUUGUUUAUUGACUAUUAUGGGAAUAUGUUUGAAAUGGUACUUUUCUAAAUAGUAAAUCAAAUUAUGGGGUACGAAGGGGUCUUCAAAUCCUUUGUCAGGUGAGCUCAUGCUGCAAUUUAUCAUUAUGAUUGUCAUCAUUGUUAUUACCCUUCCAAAUAAGCUUACAUGACAGAUUUUGGUCCUCGAUAUUACCAUCAAGCAGAGUCAGGUUGGGUUAAUUCGUACCAUAAUCAGUCCUGCUGUUGAGAGGAUUAGUCUCAACAUAUAUUUUAGCUUUAGUCACCUGCGCUGAGUUUUGCGUUUGGACUCUUGCCAGCCAAAUGUGAGAUUUUUUCUUUUCUUUUCUUUUCUUUUUUUUUUUCUUUUCUAUGUGGGAUGUAAAUGAUCUGACAAAAAUUAUUUUCUGUUUGUCCUUUGUUCUUGUACAUAUAUAAUCUGAUUGUCAAUUGUGAUAUUUGUUAUUUUCAGUCAAAUUAAUAUAUUUGUAUAUUUUAUAUAGCUGCAUGCACUCUAGCUCCAUGUACAGGAUUUAGAAAUUAAUAUGUUUUGUAUUGUUAUAUAUCAGCUAAAGAGGAAAAUCAAAUUGAUAUAUGUUUAGGGGCAAGUCACACCUGUACACAUCUUUUGAUUCUGAUAAUUAAAAUAGAAGCACACAUGACUUGUGUGAGUCUCAGUUUUUAUCUCCAGGGAAUCCAGAUAAGUACUCAUUGAAAUUUAGGAUUGUGAUCUUUCUUAAGAAAACAAAUAUGCAGUUGGCUUGUGUAUAAGGAAAUACAAUUUUUCCCAUUGUUACUGAGGUAUAUACUUUUUUUUUUCCUUUUCUUUUUCAUGUUUUGUAUGCUUUUUUUUCAUUGUGAUUAUUCUUUUCCAACACACAUUGAGGAAGUACGAGAUGUUUUAUAGAUUGAUGUAAUGUGUGCAUACUGUAUUUUUCUUUAGUUGUUGUCUCUAGAAUUGAUGUGAUAGCAAAUUUUCCAAGAUUUUUAAAGAGCAGAAUUGAGUCAUGCAAAAUUCCCAUUCCAGUGUGUAAUGGACAAUCAUAUUCACAAGUAAAAAUUUUAAUAAUGCCAAAGAAAGGAGCAUAGUUUAUUGAAACUUCAGUUAUUAGAUCAUCCUUUGAAAGAUUAUUUUUUAUUAUGAUCAUUCUUAUUGUUAAUACAUAUUGUUAGUUAUUUACAUGUCACUAAAUGGGUAAAGAUAAUAUGGAUGAACAUGAAUUAUGUUGAAUGUGUGAAGAAGCUUGCUUUGUCAUAGAGGAACUCUUUGUAUAGAAUGUAUAAUAUUUAUUUAUGUAAUAAUAACCUAAUACCUUAGUUUCUCAGGAUUUGUUUAUAUAUUUUCUCCCUUAUAACAUAUCCACUUCUAAGAUGCUUUAGCCUUUGAAAAUACCAAAAGACAUUGUGUAUUGUCACAGUACAGUAAACGUAUUUAGGAAACACUUUUAUGUUAAGAAUGGUAAGAAAACAUAGAUACAUGUAUAGGAAUUUUGCAAUUGCUCAUAAAUGCAACUUGUUCUUGGGUUUCUUUGGUGUCACAGAAUGUGUGUUGACAAUAAAAAAAACUUGUCAUUUGGGACGAGGCUUUCCCCUCUUAAGAUAUCCCAUUGCAAGAGCUAAGCCAUUGAAUUUGGCCACCAGUUGAUGGGAUACCAACACACAUCAAGUCGUUUUGAUGUUGUCAUUUAGUGGAAAAAAAAGAGAAGAGUUUGUUGGUUGUAAUUUUUUAUAUUAUUCAUGUGAAAAACACCCCAGUAUUUUUUUUUUUAUGGAAGUUCCCAAAUAGAGGUAGUAGUUAAUACAAGGCAGUAGAACCUUCAAAAUUGAGCUGUAAAAGUUCCUGCUGUUGACCGAUUGGAUCGUCAUGCUAGUAAAUUGUUUCCCCUCGUGGCUUGGUGGGCGGUUCUGCUGUUUCUGGAUUUUAUAUACAGCAAGAAUGUUUAUCCUUGUACAUUGUGAUACAUUGUUGUUAUUUGAUAUGUGAAAUCCGUCUUACCUGAGGCUUGUGCGUUGAGUUCUGUGCUCUUUUGUAAUGGUAUGUAGUGAAACCAGGAGUUGGGUGUGAAAGUCUCCUAAGGACUCUUUAGUGUCAAAACUCCAAGUAAUUCUGAAAUUGUCAUGUUGAAUGUUUGUCACAGUGUACAGCAAGACAUAUGUCAAUGAUUAGUUUAUUAGUUCAGGUGUUCAUGUACCUUUUUUCUCUCUUUUCAAUAUAGAUAAAUAUAUAAAAUAUAUAUAUAUAUAUAUAUAUAUAUAUAUAUAUAUAUAUAUAUAUAUAUAUAUUACAUUACUUUACAAUGAAGAAAAAAUUCUCAAGAGAAAACUGUAUUUCAGACAUAUACUAGUGAUGAUUACUUUUGCAAAAUCCUUUCUCGUUUCUAGUGCAUAUGUAUUCACCCUACAGUGCUAUCGUAUCUCAGACUCUUUGGAAUACUAUUCACAGGACUUCACAGUCUGUUCAUAUAGCAAGAAGUGCAACACUUGUACAUUUGUGUUUGGGCGUGUUUCUGUGUGUUUGCAUAUAUGAAUGCUUGUGCUCAUUGAUGUGAGUACAAAUUUGUUUGAUAGAACAGUUAACAUUUUUUUUCAAGGCCAUGAAAUGGCAUAUACCUUUUGUGCAUAAUCAUCUGCCUUGUUAAAAACUGAUAACAUAAUUUAUUUGGAAAUGACAAACAUUAAAGUUGAUAUAUAUACUUAACACAUUCUCUUCAUAUACUCAUGUAUUCAUAAGCACAUUCCUCAGAAGUUCUGUUAGUAUAUAUAUACUCUGUUCAGUUUACAUUAAUCUGCUAAAUAAUAAAAAAAAACAAAAACAAAAUACAUAUUGAUAGGCAGACCACGACUCAAAAUGAAAAUGGAAGGCAAUAUGUGCCUGUCUGAGAAGGCUUUGUACUGACUUCCCAUAUCUCAAACCAGGUAAAAACUAAGUUUUGAUGUAUUGUUUUUCUUCCUCUACACACAUUUAAAAAAAUAUAUAAAUACAAGAAAUAUCAUGAAAAAAUUGAUUGAGGUUGCUUUGCAAAAUGCUGUGGUGUAUUUAUUGUCACCAGUAUACAGUGUUAAGUAAGAUAUGGGAUUGUUGAUUAGCAAAAAAUUGAAAGAAACUGAGAAUUAUAUUAAGAGAGCUUAAUAACCUUACAGCUUUUAGAAGCAUGUAAUAAAUUUUCUUUGGGAUUUAUAGUUUUUGCUCAUUAGAAAAAAAUGAAGUUCCCCUGUAUUAAGGAGCAUCAAUAGAUAAAGUAUGCAGUAUAUCAUGCAAAUGAUGUAAGAGUUCUGACCUGUAGUUCAUAUGUACCGAAUGUAGAUAAGAUACUCAGCCUCUGAAUAAAGAGUAACCAUCAAGUCUGCCUCAGAGACUCAUACAGCAUACAACACUUGAGCUGAAAGUGACGUCCUGGGUGAAUAUGUUCAGAAAAUCCUUUUACUCUGAUGUACCACUGAAACAUUUCUCAUACUAUCGUUAUGUGUAAGCUUUGCACUGUACUUGUUAUGUAUUGUUAUCAUAUUCACAUUACCACAUUAUACGGAAAGUGGUGUUAUACUCUGAACUGUAUAGUAGCAUUCCCUUGUGCUCUAUAUACCUGUAAAAUAUAUUGGAUAGAGCAUAUAUGCAUUGUACAUAAAACGGUGUUGUGUUAUAUUUGAUUUUUUUUCUUCUUUCUUUCUUUUGCGAUGCAGUUAAAUAAAACAGUGUAGCUGUGAAUGCUUCUUUACUUAAUGUAAGAAAUUCAGAGUAAAUAAAUUAUAUAUUAUGA